CGCAGGCUUUGCAGUUUAAAUGCUCGAGCUACUAGCAUUUACCUGCAAGAUUCCUUCCCCCUCUGGCGUCUCUCUGCAUCGCGCGGUUGGCCGGCUCUGAACUCCCGUCCUGCAUUGCCCGUGCGGUCCUCGUAGUCGUGCUCGUGCCUCUCGAUUGCUGCAUAGAGUUGGCCUGUUAUUUUAGCUGCGUUUCAGCGUUUCUGCUUGGAAACCUUCGAGUUCAUGGUGUGUUUCUUCUGCAAGAACCGCAGACUUCGGUAAGGGGUUUCCUUUUGCUUUUGCUUUCGGAGAAUUCGUUUGGGCUUGAGCAUAUGUCUCAUUGGUUUCCAUUCUUCCUAGUUUUGUACGUUUUCUCGUCUUUUUAUCAUCGUCUCUCUGUCUUUCCACCGAUUAAAUUUGCAGAGAACAAAAUUGGGUCUUAAAAAAAUGUGCCACUAGUGGUAUCUCGUUAUUCUCACUGUCGCCAGCCACUGCAUCCUUCUGUUGUUGUCGUCGACUGCAUCGUUCUGUAGUUGUCUUACUCACCACUGAGCUCUGAUUAACUUAAUCCUAGCUCGAGCUUUGGUAUAUCCUUAUCCCAUAGAGCACAAAGCUGUGUCCCUUUUGCCUUCUCUCACCUCUGAGCUGUGAAGUUUAGUUUACCACUGUGUAUCUGGCACCAAAAGUGCAACCUUUAAAAGGCUUUUCGUGCUGAAAGAUUCCUUUUGAUCAUAAUCAUAGAUUUGUACUAAUUAGUUUUCAGCUCGGUGCAUUGGCUUUAUGUUACCACCUGAUCUUUGCUACAUUCCACUUUUCCAUCUUGCCUGUUGUUCUGUCACCAUCGUUUCAUAUCGUUGGGCGUGCCGGCUAACUUCCUUUGGUUUCUAUAAACAACAACAGGGCCAUGAACUGUGCUCUGCUCCCCUUGCACAAUGUAUAUGGCCUAUGCCUGCAAAAGCCCAGCUUUAGGCAUGUGUGUUUUCUCUGAAAGGACAGCAUCUUGCUACAGCGAUAUACUCUGAGUCUGACGUCGUGCCCGAGUUCAAAAUUAAGGCUUGAAAAUUUUCAAAAAUUGAUGCUGAUGCUAAGACCUAGGAGCACCCCAAAGCUCUUGACUCUGGUUAACUGUCUAUAUAUCCACCCACUCCGCUAGUGGAUGGUACCAGCUAACUGUCUAUGCUCCUGUCUUUCAGUUAGACUUCUCUAGGCUUUAUAGAUCUCAGGAGUAUGUAUAAAUGUUGCCAUGCUUGGAGGUCGCGUUUAUGAUCAGAAGAAGGCAAUGAUCAACUUAUUCGACCUCAGUGCAGGGAUGUCUAGCACGAACGUGCUCACAGAUCGAGCUCGUACAGAUGGUUCUCCAGCAUGUAGAAACAAGCAAGCUGUCAAGAGAACAGUUGAUUCUGCUAAAGUCUAUGCCGAUGAUAAAGUAGGAGCUAGUAACUGGAGCUCAUCAAGAAAUAAAUCAAAUGCAUCUCCAUUGAAUGUGGCAUUAGAAAAGGAGAUGUCCAAGGAAUUGGAGGCAAAGAAGUCACCAAGUGUGGUUGCCAGAUUAAUGGGACUUGAAGAAGAUCUACCUGGCCAAGAGCCAACAUUACAUUUUCCUAAAAGAAAUGUGAAGAAAAGACAUUUAAAUGGCAAUUUAGUCGAAACAAACAAUCUCCAUCAACAUCAAGAGCAGUACCAUUCCAGUAUGACAACAUGUGACAAACACAUAGGUCCCAACGAAACAGUUGAAUUUAAGGAUGUUUAUGAAGUCAGUGAAGAACCAUUGAGAACAUACCAUCUUCAGGACCAAACUUUUCCUAGGGAAAUGUCUUCCAGGAGCAAGAGGGACAUAAGGAUGGAAAUUGUUCGUCAGAAGUUCAUGGAAGCAAAGCGUCUUGCUACAAAUGAGAAACUCCUCCAUUCAAAGGAAUUUCAAGAAGCUGUUGAGAUUCUAAGUUCUAAUAGAGAUUUGUUUCUUAAGUUUCUUGAGGAGCCAAACUCUACUUUCUCAAAGCAGCUAGCUGGACUUCACAGAAGCCCGUCACCACCUCAGACAAAGCGUAUUACUGUGCUGAAACCAACUAAACUUGUUGAGAGUGAAUACAGAAGGGAAAUCAGAACACACAGAAUAAAUGAAGAAAAUGAACACGUGAUGCGGAGGACACACCGGAGAUCUCAUUCAGAAGAAGUUAAUUUAUCCCAGCCAACUAGGAUAGUGGUCCUGAAGCCUAGUCCUGGCAAGCCUAGUAGAACAAUGGCCAGGCUAACACCCCAAGCAGCCCCAGCUCAGUUGACUGAGCAGAUAGGUUUUUAUGGAGGUUUAGAAGAUGACAAUUACCUGCCAGAUGGUCUACAUCGGCGGGAUGAGUCUUUAUUAUCUUCUGUAUACUCAAAUGGCUAUGGUGGAGAUGAAAGUUCUUUCAGCAGAUCAGAAGUUGACUACAUUGAUGAAGAAGAUGGUAACCUAAGUGACUCGGAGAUUGUUAGCCCAGUGUCGCGGCAUUCAUGGGAUCACUUCAAAAGAUACAACAGUCCUUACUCAGGCUCAACUUUUAGCAGAACAUCACGGUCACCUGAGUCAUCUGUGAUAAGGGAAGCCAAAAAACGGCUUUCAGAAAGAUGGGCGUCAGUAGCAUAUAAUGAGAUCAACCAAGAAAAGGUGCAAUUACCAAGAAGCUCAAGCACUUUGGGAGAAAUGCUUUCCCUUCGAGGAGUCAAGAAAGAAGUUGGUGGUAUGGGUUCUGUUUCAAGUGGUCGGCCAUGUGAUGCAGAGAAUGAGAUGACCCUGCAGGCUACGUGUAUAACUGCUCUUAGAGAGAAUGAAGGAGAUGGUCAGAGCUCUCCAAAGACUUUAGCAAGAUCAAAAUCUGUCCCAGUGUCAUCGUCCAUGUUUGAUAACAUAGCACCAAAUGCCCCAUCAUCCAAUUGUGAAGGCUGUAAAACACCAAACUUGGCUACAAGGUCAGAUAAAGCUAAGUCAUCAUUCAAAGGGAUAGUUUCGAGUUUUUUCUUCCCUAAAAGUAAAAGGCAGUCAAAAGAGAAAAUCAUCCUAUCUUCUAGCUCUGAUGGGAAAGUUGAAGUCACUUGUUUUGGCAGCAUGAAACCACAGGGUGGUCAUGAUAUUGGUGCUAUGCCAUUUUGUGAGGACAAAGCUGAUAGUUCUACUACUCAAACAAUAUGUUCUUCAAAAGAUAUUGUUUCUAUUGAAGUACCUAUUUCUUCCGCCUGUCCAAGCGAACAUCUUGAUGUACUGAGAUCAGGUGGUCUGAAUGGUAGCUGUGAUAAGCCUAGUCCUACUUCAGUUCUUGAUGUAUCAUUUGAAGAUAGCAACAUUAAUGAAUCUGAAUCAUCAAGAAGCAUUCCUUGUAGCAAUGAGAGAAUUGCCUUACGAUCUGAUGCAAUUGAAUCUAUCACACGCUCAUUAUCAUGGGAGGAUAUGAGCUCAACUUCACCUUUACUUGAUUUGACAAACUUAACCCCUCUCUCAAGCAUGGACAAUGAUGAACUUGAAUGUGUUGCCUUUGUACAAAAGAUUGUAUCAUCUGCUGGGUUAGGUGAUCUGGAGUUGGGUAUGGUCUUCACAGGUUGGUACUUGCCUGAUUGCCCUCUAGACCCUGCAUUGUGUGACAAAUUAUUGGACCGGAAGGAGGAGGCUGCUAAGUCAAGGGAGCGAAGGUCGAACCAAAAGCUUCUUUUUGAUUAUGUGAAUAUGGCAUUAGUUGAGAUUGGCCAUGACACCUUACUAUCUGCCUACCCCUGGAGGCAAGCGCACUCAAUGGCCUGGAAGGAGACCCUUCCUCAAGCUUUGGUGGAAGAAGUACCACAGCAUAUGAGGGACUGGCUCUAUGGACUAGGAAAGUUUGCGGUAAAUGAGAACGACGACGCUGGAUCAAUACUGGAAAGAAUCAUGCAGCAGGAGGUGGAAGGAAGAGGUUGGGUGAAGUCCAUGAGAUGGGAAUUGGAUGAAAUCAUGGAGCAGAUUGCAGGGAAGGUGCUGGAGGAACUAGUAGAAGAAGCCACGGAGGAUCUCGGAAUUUGUUCUCUGUGGCCAGAAACGCCAUUGACGAUACCGAAUCUGUAGGUAGCAAUUGCUCUAUGUAUGAGAAAUGAGAACUGCUCUUAAAAUUAUUUUGUGCUGAAAAAAGUCUCGAGUAUCUUCAUCUCU
Messenger RNA from Sorghum bicolor (sorghum), 4129 nucleotides. RefSeq lists its product as uncharacterized. The record is from RefSeq and is a predicted model, not a curated record. The transcript is spliced from 6 exons. The coding region runs from base 1223 to 4045 and encodes 940 amino acids. Lineage: Eukaryota; Viridiplantae; Streptophyta; Magnoliopsida; Poales; Poaceae.